AUGUCUCCCAGCGCCGCCCCGAAAGGAGGGAAACCAGAGGUCGUCACCUGGAUGUCCCUCCCGCACAAGCCUCAACUGUUCAUCCUCGCCAUCUGCCGCCUGUCCGAACCCCUCUCGAACACCUGCCUCCUCCCAUAUCUAUACUACCUCAUACGCUCAUUACAAACUGCCCCCAAUACGAGCCCAGCUUCGAUAUCACGACAAGCUGGGCUCCUUGUCUCUCUUUUCGCAUUUUCACAGUUCGCUACGUCGGUACCAUGGGCCAGUGUGGCAAACAGGUUGGGGAGGAAGCCGAGCAUCAUUAUCGGGCUCACACUCUCCAUUAUUUCAAAUAUCGGUUUCGGGUUCUCAACAAGCAUACCGGCGGUGAUGUGUUGGCGGGUCUUGGCUGGCAUUGGGAAUGGGAAUACGGGAGUUAUGAGGACAAUGACGGCGGAGAUCGUUAAGGAGAGGAAAUACCAGAGUCGAGCAUUCCUGCUUCUGCCAUUGGUAUUCAACUCGGGGGUAGUUCUUGGGCUUGCACUUGGGGGCUGUCUGGCUGAUCCAAUCGUCAACCUUCCUUGGCUAUUCGGACCUACAGGCGUUUGGAACUUUUCGAAGGAUCCAGAAGGAGUGGCUUGGAUGAGGGCUUACCCAUUCGCGCUGCCUACGUUAUUCAAUGCGGCAGUGCUGUUGGUCAGUCUUUUCUUCGCAGUGUUCUUCUUGAAGGAAACGAUGCCCGGAAAGACCGACCACAAAGACUACGGAUUAUUGGCAGGAGCAGCUAUGAAAAGUCUCUUCAGGAGAAUAUUCCACAAAGAGUCUUCCUCUGGCUAUUCAACCCUCCAAGAAGAAAAUUUCGGCACCGAAAUUUCGAACCAACUCGAACCACCAACCCCAAAGACCUCAGGACUCACAGUCCAACCACUCAGCCGGGCGGGACCCUCCAAACCAAAGCUCUCCAUAACCUCCCGUGCAAUCUACACUCACGAAGUUCUCGUAACAAUUGUCUCCUUCGGCCUCCUCCCACUCCACAAUGCAGCAUUUAUGCAAGUCUUCCCCGUCUUCCUCUCGACACCCUACUUCAAGAAUGAUUCCCCUACAGCGCUGAAAUUCAACGGCGGUCUGGGCCUCUCGUCCCCUACAAUCGGGCUCUUCCUCUCUGCGUUCGGAAUCUUCGGCAUACUGAUUCAACUCUGCGUAUACCCCUCCCUCCAAGCCUGGCUCGGCACUCUGAGGAGUUAUAGAGUGGCGUUGAGUGUGUUCCCACUGGCAUAUAUACUCGCCCCGUACCUAUGCCUCAUCCCAGAGACCAAUGUGGCGUUGCAGAGUCUUGGGAUUGUUUGUAUACUGUUCCUACAAGUGACAGCACGAACUUUCGGCAUCCCAUCGAGCGUCAUCCUUCUCACAAACUCAGCGCCUACGCCCUUGGCCCUUGGGGCCGUGCAUGGGGUGGGGAACAUGGUCAGCAGUCUCGCCCGUGCUGUGGGACCGCUGAUUGGAGGUGUGAUAUUUGGAUUUGGGCAUGAUAUUGGGGUUGUGGGGACGGUGUGGUGGGGGUACUUGAUGGUUAUCUCUGUGCUUGGGUUGGGAUGGAGUUGGAUGUUGAAAGAAGGCGAGCGGCCGAGGGAGAAGGGGCCGGGGGCCAUAGAGUUAGGCCCUGCCGGUAAGAAGGAAAUAGAUGGAGAAAAGGGCGAGGAUGAGGAGAAGGAGGCGUUGUGUCCGAAGUAG
Molecule: messenger RNA, 1710 nt
Organism: Hyaloscypha bicolor E
Lineage: Eukaryota; Fungi; Ascomycota; Leotiomycetes; Helotiales; Hyaloscyphaceae
Product: MFS general substrate transporter
Exons: 1
Coding region: 1-1710 (569 amino acids)
Biological process (GO): transmembrane transport
Molecular function (GO): transmembrane transporter activity
Source: RefSeq, a predicted model, not a curated record